AUGGCAUCUUCAUCAUCUUCUCCCUCUGCUCCAGCCUUUUCAUCUCAUUCCUGGAGUUAUGAUGUUUUCCUUAGUUUUAGAGGAGAAGAUACUCGUCGCACUUUUGUUGAUCACCUCUACACGGCUCUUGAACAACAAGGGAUUAACACUUACAAGGACAACGUAGCACUUCCUCGGGGUGAAUCGAUCGGCCCAUCCCUUAAGAAGGCAAUCAAAGAAUCAUAUAUUGUUGUCAUCAUAUUCUCUAAAAGCUAUGCAGAUUCGUCGUGGUGCUUGGACGAGCUUGCACAUAUUAUGACAUGUUGGGAUAUAAGAGGGCAAAUCGUUAUGCCCAUAUUUUAUGACGUAGAUCCCUCUGAAGUCCGAAAACAAAAACGGAGGUAUAAAGAAGCAUUUACCAAACAUGAGCGUGAUAACAAGACCAAGGUUAAAUCUUGGAGAAAAGCACUUGUGGAUGCAAGUAGCAUUUCUGGAUGGGAAACGAGGAACAUUGCUAACGGGCAUGAAUCACAAGGCAUCAAACAAAUUGUUGUCGAAAUUUCGCAGAAGGUGCAACAAGUAGCUUCAAGUGCAAAUGAGAACCUAGUUGGAAUAGUGGCUCGCAUGCAACGUUUGAAAUCAGAGUUGCAAAUUGAGUCAGGUGGUGUGCUUAUGAUUGGAGUAUGGGGGAUUGGGGGUGCUGGUAAGACUACUCUUGCAUCUUUUAUUUAUGAUGAAAUUUGUCGGCAGUUUGAUGGUUGCUGCUUUAUUCCAAAUAUUCGAGAGGAAUCAAGCAUGCAUGGUCUGGGAAAGUUAGAAGAAGAUAUACUUUCAAAAAUGGGAGUAAAUAGAGUUGGAGGAGGAAGAUGCUUGAUAAAUAAUAGGUUUCAUCAUAGAAAAGUCUUAAUUGUUCUAGAUGAUGUCGAUCACCUUGGGCAACUAAAAGCAUUAGCCGGAUCACAUGAUUGGUUUGGUGAAGGAAGUAGAAUAAUUAUAACAACUCGAAAUAAGCAUUUAUUAGUUGCACACAAAGUAAAUGUGAUACAUAGUAUUAGGUUGUUAGACAAUGAUGAGGCUAUUAAGCUCUUUUGCAAGCAUGCACCUCGGGAUAACAGAAGUGUAGAAGAUUAUGAAAAUCUUUCUAAAGAGGUGGUCUCUUAUGCGGGUGGGCUUCCGUUAGCCCUGACAGUUCUUGGUUCUUUUCUGUGUGACACGGAAAUUAAUGAGUGGAAGAGUGCAUUAGUGAGACUAAAAGAGAUACCAGAUAAUGAUAUUGUGGAAAAGCUAAAAAUCAGCUUUGAUGGGCUUAAACCCAUUGAGAAAGAGUUGUUCCUAGAUAUUGCAUGUUUUUUAAGGGGGUAUAAGAAAGAUAAUGCAAUGAGGAUCUUUGAUGCUUGUGGUUUUCAUCCUAUUAUAGGGGUGAAGGUUUUGAUACAAAAGGCUCUUAUAACUAUUUCAGAAGAUGGAAAGUUUGAUAUGCACGAUCUGGUGCAAGAAAUGGGACACCACAUUGUUAGAGGGGAACACCCUAACAAUCCUGAAAAACAUAGUAGAAUCUGGAAGGUAGAAGAUGUUGUGAAAAUAUGCUCUAUGGAUGCAACCACGGAACUUGACAUGAUUCAAGCAAUAAGAUUUAAAUAUAGUAGUGAGGGUCAGCUACAAAGGAAUAAACUUCAGAGGAAUUUUAGAUACGGCAGUGAGAAUCAAUUAAAAAGGUAUAAACGUCUUCUUCAUCCGAUUGUUGCAAACGCGAAGAACCUUAGGUGGAUUGAAUGGGAAGGUGAUCUUGCAAGUCCAUUGCUUACUAACUUUCCACAAAGGACACUUUGUCAUCUAGUAUUGCAUAACAGCUUGCAAAAACAGCUAUGGGAGGGUAAUAAGUUGCUGCCAAAUUUGAGAACAAUUGAACUUUGGGGCUUGGAUAACCUAAUCAUGACACCAGAUUUUGAUAAUCUUCCAAAUCUUGAAAGAUUGAGGCUUAAUAGAUCUCGGUGUCUAGAAGUGGUUCAUCCAUCGAUUGGACGUAUAAGAAAGCUUGUUUCCUUAUCUAUAAAAGAUUGUCCCAUUUUGGAUAUGUUUCCACCUAUUACCCAACUAAAGAAACUUCAGACACUUUCAUUUUCCGGGUGCAUCGAACUUUUUAAGAACAUGGACAAUUUACCACAUCUUGAGUUGGAUAAUAGUGGGAAAGAAGUUGCAUCCUAUAUAGAAUCAGGUCCAAAAUAUUUUGUUACUUGUUGGAGGUGUGGUUGCAACAAUAUUCUUGGUGUACAAUGUUGUGUAGGGUUGCGGUUUUUUCUCAAGGACUUAAGAUAUUUGAAUCUUAGCCGGUGUAGUUUGGGAGACGAAGAAAUCACCUCUGCUGUUUGGGAGUUGCCCAAUUUGCAAGAACUUGAUCUAAGUGAAAAUAAAUUUUCCCGAUUAAAUUUUAGUCUCUUGCAACUUCCUCGACUCAAAUGGCUUAACUUGACUUUGUGCCAAGGCCUUGUUGAAUUGUCAGAGCUACCAUCAAGUAUAGCUGUUGUUAAGGCAGAUUGGUGUACAUCACUUGAAAGCUUUGGUGAUAUUUCAAACUGUAAAUGGUUGUGGAACGUCUCACACCGGUGGGGGAAAAAACUUGGUGAUGGUGACAUAUUACUAAACUCCAUGUUGAAGGGAAAGGCUAUUGAAGAUCAUUUUAUCCGUGUCACUCUUGAACAUCACAUUAUUCCAAAGGGGUUAGUCGGCAGGUUGUUUAUGGGGAGUACAUUUAUACUGCAUUUUCCAGAUGAUUGGUACAAUGACUUUUGCGGGUUCUUAAUAUGUGUUGUUACCGAAAAGAAAGCUAGGUAUAUUAAUAUAGUCAUCAACCAAGCGGUAGAUGAAGAUUCUCUAUUUGAGCUUUUGCAGGAGUCUAAUGAAGCGGUGGAGCCUAAAUAUGAUAGAACAAGGACAUAUGUAGGAUAUGUUUCAUUUGGUUCAUUAAGGCACACCGCAUUUUCAAAUUCAUCCUACACCAUGAUUUCAGUUUCCUUAGACUGUGUGUAUGGGAAUCCGUUUGAAGGUGAGAGUUAUAUUGUAGCUGAGCUCCUUCCUCGGAAAUAUCAACAAACAACAAAAGUUGCAAUAGAUUCCUCAGAGUUUUGGGAUAAGGAACUUAAUUAUAUACAACCACCAUUUACGGUUCAACAAGAUUCAAAGUCUUCUAUCAAGAUUAUAUGGCGACUCGAAAAGAGCUUACACUAACUUGUUAGUGAUUUGUUAUAGGUUUGUGGUGAUCUAUAUAUUCCUC
This is a messenger RNA of Lactuca saligna, 3250 nucleotides long. The record is from the annotation of a GenBank genome assembly. Lineage: Eukaryota; Viridiplantae; Streptophyta; Magnoliopsida; Asterales; Asteraceae.